AUGCAGAGUUCAGAGGGUGGAUCAGACUCAGCAGCUUCUGUGGCACUUCACACCUCAGCAUCAGCCCAAGCUCCGGUGGUGCAGCUGGUGCCAUCAUCUCAGCAGGUGCAAGCUGUGCAGCAUGUAUAUCCAUCCCAGGUCCAGUAUGUGGAAGGAGGAGAAGUUGUUUAUACCAAUGGAACCAUACGAGCUGCCUACUCCUACAACACAGAAGCUCAGAUUUACGCCCCCAGCAGCGCAGCGUCCUACUUCGAACCACAGGGAGGUGGAGCUCAGGUGACUACAGCGGCAUCCUCCUCUCCUACAGCCAUUCCCUCUCACAACAUGGUGGGCAUCACCAUGGACAUUGGGGGAAGUCAGAUCCUCUCCGGCUCGGGAGCCUAUCUCAUUCAUGGGGGGAUGGAAAACACUAGACAUUCUCUGUCACAUACUUCACGCUCCUCUCCAGCAACGCUUGAAAUGGCGAUUGAAAACCUACAAAAAAAUGAAGGGAUUACAUCACACAAAAGCAGUUUGCUCAACAGCCAUCUCCAGUGGUUGUUGGACAACUACGAGACAGCGGAAGGCGUCAGCCUUCCCAGGAGCUCCCUCUACAACCAUUACCUGCGGCACUGCCAGGAGCACAAACUGGAUCCAGUGAAUGCUGCUUCCUUCGGGAAGCUGAUCCGCUCAGUGUUCAUGGGGCUGAGGACUCGUCGCCUGGGAACCAGGGGAAACUCCAAGUAUCAUUAUUACGGGAUCCGCCUAAAGCCGGAGUCUCCACUGAACCGUCUGCAGGAGGACACACAGUACAUGGCAAUGAGGCAGCAGCCCGUCCACCAGAAGCAAAGGUAUAGACCAGCUCAGAAGAUGGACGGAAUGUCAGAGAGUGGCUCCAACAGUAACUCUCACACUACGCCAGAGCAGUCGGUUGCCGCUCAAAGUCAACAUCACCAGCAAUUCAUAGAUGUAACCCAUGUCUUUCCUGAGUUCCCAGCCCCUGAUCUAGGCAGCAUCCUCUUGCAAGAAGGGGUGACCAUGAAUGAUGUGAAAACUCUGCAGCUUCUUUACAGGCGACACUGCGAGGUGACUUUGGAUGUUGUCAUGAAUCUUCAGUUUCAUUAUAUUGAGAAACUGUGGCAAUCCUUCUGGAGUCCUAAAACACCAUCUAGUGAUGGCUCUACUGCUCUGCCGUCCAGCGAGGAACAUGAAGCAACCCUCCCGAAAGAGAAGCUGAUCAAUCUGUGCAAACACGAACCCAUCCUCAAGUGGAUGAGAAGCUGUGAUCACAUCUUGUACCAGGCCCUGGUGGAGAUUCUCAUCCCAGACGUGCUCAGACCAGUGCCCAGCACACUUACCCAGGCAAUCCGUAAUUUUGCCAAGAGUUUGGAAGGGUGGCUGAUGAAUGCAAUGAGUGAUUUUCCCCCCGAGAUUGUCCAGACCAAGGUCGGGGUGGUCAGUGCCUUUGCGCAGACGCUACGGAGAUACACGUCCCUGAACCACUUGGCCCAGGCUGCCCGGGCCGUGCUGCAGAACACCUCCCAGAUAAACCAGAUGCUCAGUGACCUCAACCGGGUCGACUUCGCCAAUGUGCAGGAACAAGCCUCAUGGGUGUGCCAGUGCAAGGAAGGCAUGGUACAGAAACUGGAGCAGGAUUUCAAGUUCACUCUGCAGCAGCAAAGUUCCCUGGACCAGUGGGCAAGUUGGCUGGAUAAUGUUGUUACUCAAGUCCUGAAGCACCACGAGGGCAGUCCCAGCUUCCCCAAGGCAGCCAGGCAGUUCCUGUUGAAAUGGUCUUUCUAUAGCUCCAUGGUGAUCCGUGACCUCACCCUGCGCAGUGCUGCCAGCUUUGGCUCCUUCCACCUCAUUCGCCUGCUCUAUGAUGAAUAUAUGUUUUAUCUGGUUGAGCAUCGUGUUGCCCAGGCAACAGGGGAGAUGCCAAUUGCCGUCAUGGGAGAGUUUGGUGACCUCACAUCCCUGUCCCCAACGCUGCUGGACAAAGAUGACAUUAGUGACCUGGGCAACGAGGUGGACACGGACUCCAGGAGCAUGGGAGAGCCGCUGGUGAAACGGGAACGCAGCGACCCCGGCUACUCGCUGCAGGAGAUAUGAAAUGGGGACUUGGCUUUUCUCCAGCUGGGGGAAGACAUCCAGAGCCAGGUUUGAUGCUCACAAGCCUGAGUCUCCUGUAUCUGCAUAA
This is a messenger RNA of Nestor notabilis (Kea), 2179 nucleotides long. It is a transcript of the gene RFX2, whose product is annotated as regulatory factor X, 2 (influences HLA class II expression). Gene Ontology annotation, cellular component: nucleus. Gene Ontology annotation, biological process: regulation of transcription by RNA polymerase II. Lineage: Eukaryota; Metazoa; Chordata; Aves; Psittaciformes; Psittacidae. The record is from RefSeq and is a predicted model, not a curated record. Bases 1 to 2091 code for a protein of 696 amino acids. Gene Ontology annotation, molecular function: RNA polymerase II cis-regulatory region sequence-specific DNA binding; DNA-binding transcription factor activity, RNA polymerase II-specific. The transcript has 16 exons.